AUGGAGGCAGCGACGAGCCAUCGGAUUCUUCCACAACUGAAUGUUCGGAGUUUGAACCAUAAUUCUACGUCGCUUUGCUCUCAGGCUAGAUUGCCAUCGACUUUCUGCAAUACAACCAAAGUUUCCUUGGCUUUAAAUUCUAAUUCAAAUGAUAAAAAGAUUGGUGUUGAUGGAGGAUUGUCUCUCAGUUGUCAAUCACAGAGGAAAGAAUUUAUUGGGAAAACAUUUUGCUCAGUCAGUACGGGUAUGUACCCAGGGAUCAGCAUUGAAUCUGAUUCACACAUCACAGAGGAAAAGAUUGGAGUUUUGCUUUUAAAUCUUGGAGGGCCUGAAACCCUUAAUGAUGUUCAGCCGUUCUUGUUCAAUUUAUUUGCUGAUCCUGAUAUUAUACGUCUGCCUAGGUUGUUCCGGUUCCUCCAACAACCUUUGGCACAGCUUAUUUCAGUACUCCGGGCUCCCAAAAGUAAGGAAGGCUAUGCUGCCAUUGGAGGUGGCUCACCUUUGCGUAAAAUUACAGAUGAGCAGGCAAAUGCAUUAAGAUUGGCACUGGAAACGAAGGAAGUUCCUGCGAAUGUCUAUGUUGCAAUGAGAUAUUGGCACCCAUUCACCGAGGAAGCUGUUUGCCAGAUUAAGAGAGAUAGGAUUACAAAGCUUGUAGUAUUGCCACUCUACCCUCAAUAUUCUAUUUCAACAACUGGGUCAAGCGUUCGCAUUCUUCAAGACAUGUUUAGGGAUGACUCAUAUUUGUCACGGUUACCUGUUGCUAUUAUACAGUCAUGGUAUCAACGAGAAGGUUACAUCAAGUCUAUGGCUGACUUGAUUGAAAGGGAGUUACAAAUUUUCCCAAAUCCAGAGGAGGCCAUGAUUUUCUUCAGUGCUCAUGGAGUACCGGUAAGUUAUGUUGAGGAUGCAGGUGAUCCAUACAAAGAUCAGAUGGAAGAAUGCAUAUUUUUAAUAAUGAAAGAGCUGAAAUCAAGAGGAACUAACAAUGAGCAUACUUUGGCUUACCAGAGCCGGGUGGGUCCUGUACAAUGGCUAAAACCAUAUACUGAUGAAGUUCUUGUUGAGCUUGGCCAGAAAGGUGUAAAGUCUCUACUGGCUGUUCCAGUGAGCUUUGUGAGUGAGCACAUAGAGACACUUGAGGAGAUUGAUAUGGAAUACAAACAUUUGGCUCUUGAAUCCGGAAUCGCUAAUUGGGGUCGUGUGCCUGCUCUGAACUGCUCUUCUUCAUUCAUCACUGAUCUCGCAGAUGCAGUGAUCGAAGCUCUGCCUUCAGCAAUGGCAAUGUCGACCUCAAAUACUACAUCUGAAGAAGUUGAAAACGAUAUAUUUGGAUACGUUGCCAAACUGUUCUUUGGUUCAAUCUUUGCAUUUGUUUUGCUCCUAUCACCUAAAAUGCUAUUGGCCUUCAGGAACCAUGUUUUGUAA
This is a messenger RNA of Fraxinus pennsylvanica, 1428 nucleotides long. The record is from the annotation of a GenBank genome assembly. Lineage: Eukaryota; Viridiplantae; Streptophyta; Magnoliopsida; Lamiales; Oleaceae.